ACGAUUAGGUGCGGUAGCGUUUGAAUCUUAUCUCAUUCGGUAUCGCGCGAUCGUCCCCCUUCCACUGGUCUGUAMUGUCUGUAGUCCAAACUAACCGUUGUUUGCUGUUCGAGUCGUAUCUCGUAUCACUUUUUCUAUGAUCGUGACGAUCGUGUGACUGUGGUGUGGUCAAUUUGUUUGGUCUUAACGCCCGGCACUCGUGAAUAAUAUUGCGACACUACUUGCCCGUGGCUCGUUAGUCCGUAGCAGUUUUGUGUUACACUUUAUUGUUGCGACAGUGUUAUUCGAGUUUCUCCUCUCCACCCGCCGAAAAAAUUGGCAAUAUUACAUAUUGGAAAUUAUUUACUGUCAAUCAAACGUUUUGCACGGAACAAACCACCUGUUCAGUGUCCUACCGCACCGACGACCGCCGUUUUAUUUCGUUUUCCUCCCGUUUUUGCACGAGUCUGUCGUGAUUGUUAGGCCGGAUUACAUAUGAACGACAAUCGUGGUGAAAUGGCUCCCGUAGACGUGACACUCGACGAGAAGUACUCUGGCCGUUUUCAGCUGAUCAGUCAUUUGAAACUCGAGGGUAUCUCAUCGGUGUACAAGUAUAAAUGCCUGCGUACUGGCAUCAACAUCGUGUUUGGCGAAGUAGAAGGCCCGCUGGUCCAAGGAUACUUCACUCUGGCUACUGAAGCGCAUGAUGAUGAUGGCAUUCCACAUACACUAGAACACUUAAUAUUUCUAGGAUCUGAAGAUUAUCCUUUUAAAGGAGUUCUUGAUUUAUUGGCUAAUCGUUGCCUUGCAUCUGGCACAAAUGCUUGGACAGAUGUUGAUCAUACUUGCUAUACAAUUAGUACAGCUGGUAGCGAAGGUUUCUUAUCACUUCUUCCAGUCUACCUUGACCAUAUAUUAUAUCCUACAUUAAAAGAUUGUGCAUUUAUUACUGAAGUCCACCAUAUAACUUAUGAAGCAGAGGAUGCUGGUGUUGUGUACUGUGAAAUGCAAGGCAGGGAAAAUACUGGAGAAAGUAUUGUAUUAAGAACUAUGUUGAAAAACUUGUAUCCUGGUAAAUGUGGUUAUAAAUCUGAGACUGGAGGUAUUAUGAAAAACUUGAGAGAUUCAACAACAAAUAAAAAGAUUCGUCAGUAUCAUCAUGCAUUUUAUCGCCCUGAAAACUUAUUACUUCAUAUAAGUGGAAAGAUAAAUCAUUCUUCUGUGUUUGAUGUUUUAGAAUUGUUCAUUCAAAAAGUUUUGUCUAAGGGUAAUAGAGGAGAUUAUGUCAGACCUUGGCAAAAUCCGGUAGAUCCGUUAACUCUAUCUUCAAAUAAUUCGGUUUUUUUCCCUUCUGAUGAAGAAACCAAUGGCAUGAUAAGUAUUGGGUUUAGAGGCUCAAAUUGUUUAAAUGAUGACAUUGCGUGUCUAUUAUUGUUGAAAUACUUAACGGAUACUCCAAUCAGUCCUUUACCUAAAGAAAUGGUUGAAAUUGCAGAUCCCUUCUGUACUGAUGUGUCAUUUGCUAUAGCUUCUCAUAAAGAACCUUAUAUAAUCAUUAAUUUUGAAAAUGUUCCUAUUGAAAAAAUGGAUGCUGAUAUUAUACCCUCAAAGGUAGAUGAAGUAUUUAAUAGACUUUCAGUCGAUGAUGGUUAUCUUGAAUUGCAACGACUAAGAACAUUUGUUGAAAGAUAUAAACUUCAUUUAUUGAGCUACUUAGAUAAUUAUCCACAUGGACAAUUGUCUUCAAUAAUUAUACAAGAUUUUUUGCAUGGAAAAACUUGUGCUGAUUUGGAGCAGAAAUUGAAUAAAAUGGCCAUACUAAAAGAACUAUCCUGUAAAGAUAUAAUAUUUUGGAAAGGGAUAUUGGAAAAGUAUUUCAUCAAUUGUAAAAGAGUAAUUKUUAGAGGAAUUCCUUCUAUAAAAAAGCAAGAGGAGCUUGCUAACGAAGAAAAAGAAAGAGUACAAGAACGUCGUAAAACUCUAGGAGAAGAAGGUUURAAAAUAAAGGCAGUUGAAUUAUUAAAUGCCAAAGUUGAAUGUGAGAUAAAACCACCCAAAGAACUUUUAACAUCACUUAAUAUACCUAAUAUUGAUUGCAUACAGUUCUAUUCAUAUCAAACAUUUGCGACAAAUUCUAUUGAUCAACAYGAUUUGUUUAAAAUCAAUAAUGCACCCAUAUACAUGGAAUUAGACGAUGUUAAAAGUAACUUUGUCUAUGUUCACACUUUUAUUGAUACCAAAGAUUUACCUAAAAAUCUUCAAAUGUAUUUACCAGUUGUGGUUGAUUUAUUAUUGAAAAGUUCAGUCAAUAAUGAUGGUGUCAGAAUUCAUUUUACUGAAAUUAUUGCUGAAUUGGAAAAAGAUGUAAUGUAUUGGAAUUCAGAAAUAGGAACGUCAUCAUCGUCUCACUUCUUAUGUGGAACUUUUUCUUCUAUUAUUUCUAUAUUCUUUCAAUUAGAACCGAAGAAAUUCCAUUUGGGCAUCAAGUGGCUGCAUAAUUUUUUGUUCAAUACAGAAUUAACAAGAGAAAAAUUUUCUAUAAAUUUAACAAAAUUAAUAAAUGAAAUUUCAAGUUUUCGAAGAGAUGGUAAUCAUAUGUUAAAGGAUUUAAUGCGUAAUAUAAUAUACACAAAUAAAAGCAACCACUAUGCAUGCAGUACAUUGAGACAACAUAAAUUCUUAUCACAUUUACAAAACAAAAUAGAAUCUGAUGAAGGGUGGUCAUCUAUUAAUGAUGAUUUGAAUGAUGUGAAAACAUUUUUAACAAAUCCAGAUAGUAUAAAAAUGCAUGUAUCUGCAAAUUUAGAUGUAUUGUGUGAAAUUCAGCCUGAUAUAUCUUCAAUAAUGGAACAGCUAAUUCCAACUGACCUUAAACGUUCAAAAAAACAAUUUGAAACAAUUUUUGAUUAUGAAUAUCUUAUACCUAAUGAUCAAUGUGUUAUACGAUCUUGUGCUGUUGGAAUGGGUGCUAUUGAGUCCAGUUAUUUCACCCAAAUAACUGAUUGUAUCAAUGACUUUAAUCAUCCAGAUAUGGCUGCUUUAUUAGUAUUUGUACAAUAUUUUACACAAUUAGAAGGACCAAUGUGGAAAAAUAUUCGUGGUCUAGGUCAUGCAUAUUCAUACAGCAUUACUCCAAGACCUAAUGAAGGAUUACUAUUGCUACACUUUUAUCGUUCAGUAAACAUACCUGCGGCAUAUAAAGAAACUAAAAAUAUAAUAGAAUCUCAUUUGAUUGAUGGCGCMGUUUGGGACACCACACUUUUUGAAUCUGCUAAAUGUUCUGUUAUCUAUGAAAUCGCUGAAACAGAAAAGUCAAUAGGUGACUUAGUACAACAAUCUGUAUUGUUUCAUUUUAGAAGUUUGGCGCCCGAUUAUAAUCGAACUCUUAUAAAGAAUAUAUCUGAUGUAACACUCGAGGAACUGCCACAAAUUGGAAAUAAAUAUGUGAUGCCAUUAUUUGAUCCAAAACGUUUAAGAUCAGCAGUGGUUUGCCCGCCAUCUAAAUUGGAUGAUGUAGCUAAUGAAUUUAAAAAAAUGGAUAUUGACAUGACCAUAUACAAAUCAUUGGACGACAGUUUUCUCAAUGAUACUGCUUAAAAAUUAAAUCUUUUAAUUACUUAAAUACUUUUUAUAUUUAUUCUAAUUUUUUUUUUUUUUAAUAGCGAUUUUUAACCAACUCAUAAUUAAUCCUUUCUAUAUUUGUGCCACUGUAUUUAAUAAGUUUAUAUUAUUAU
Molecule: messenger RNA, 3713 nt
Organism: Diuraphis noxia (Russian wheat aphid)
Lineage: Eukaryota; Metazoa; Arthropoda; Insecta; Hemiptera; Aphididae
Molecular function (GO): metal ion binding
Source: RefSeq, a predicted model, not a curated record